Messenger RNA from Branchiostoma belcheri (Belcher's lancelet), 1029 nucleotides. RefSeq names its product collagen alpha-1(X) chain-like. The record is from RefSeq and is a predicted model, not a curated record. The transcript is spliced from 12 exons. NCBI's taxonomy places the organism in Eukaryota, Metazoa, Chordata, Leptocardii, Amphioxiformes, Branchiostomatidae. Bases 102 to 989 code for a protein of 295 amino acids.
AUAGACAGUAAAGAAAAAACGCAGGCUAGUCCACCUGAGGGCGACGCAUUUGGGCACGGGCACCGGCGCUCUGGAGAGGACCCUACGGACCGACCGACACCAUGGGCCCGAGGAGCGCUUUACGAGGACUGGUGACGGUCACACUAGUUUUGAGCUGUGCAGUGGCCCAGCGGGUUGACUUUGAGUACAACCCAGAGUACAUUCCAGAGUACAACCCAGAGUAUAAUCCUGGCUUUGGAGCAACAAAUGGAAACGGUUUUGACAACACCAAUACCAACAAUAACAACCUCGGUGCUGCUGCUGCCGCAAAUACAAACAACAAUAACAACUGUGGAGGAGACUGUAACAACAACUGCUGUGGUUCAUGUGCUGCCAAGCCUGGACCCAGGGGUUUCCCGGGGUCGCGGGGUGCUCCAGGCUUCCCUGGACCCGAGGGUGUGCAGGGGGAAACCGGAACACGUGGUCCCAUGGGUUUCCCCGGAGACCCCGGAGCAAAGGGAGAAAGGGGAGACCAAGGACAGAUGGGACCACCUGGAGUUAUUGGGCCUGCAGGACCAGCUGGACCCCGUGGACUACAGGGAGGGAAAGGAGGGAAGGGAGCAGCAGGAGAUCCUGGGUUACGUGGAGAAAAGGGCUUAAGGGGACAACAAGGUCUUCCUGGUAUGAUGGGUGAACCGGGAAACCCUGGAGACACUGGACCAAUGGGUAUGCCUGGACUCUGUGGACCUAAAGGAGACCCAGGUGUUCCUGGGCUCCCUGGACCCCAAUCUCAAACAUCGGGACCAUCAGGUCCAGCCGGUCCACCGGGUCUGCCUGGUCCUCCUGGAAACCGGGGUCAGCAGGGCCCGCCGGGAACAUCUGGGUUUGGCACCAAAGGAGAGUCAGGACUGCCCGGCAACCCUGGACUGGACGGUCCACCAGGGAACCCUGGAAGACAGGGAGCUCCGGGUAUGUAUUAUGAAGAAGGCUCCCAGUUAUUGUUGGCAUAAUGUUCACUUUGUGUGCUGCAUAGGUGGAUUAUUAUCAUCU